Apis mellifera (honey bee) is the source of this 2136-nucleotide messenger RNA. RefSeq names its product protein ABHD18. NCBI's taxonomy places the organism in Eukaryota, Metazoa, Arthropoda, Insecta, Hymenoptera, Apidae. The coding region runs from base 421 to 1845 and encodes 474 amino acids. The transcript is spliced from 9 exons. The record is from RefSeq and is a predicted model, not a curated record.
GAAAAUUAACUUCAUAAAUACUUUAAAAACGGGACGGUAACGUCCUCUUAAGAAUGAUCGAUAUGUGAGGAAUUUAUUCAUCAAAAUUGCAAUUGUAUUUGUAUUACAACGAAGAUGCGAAUGUUCAUACGUGAUAUACUUGUAAAACAUCACCUGAUCCGAUUAUUCCUAUCGCCUGAUUAGUAUAUUUGAUAAACUGUUUACCGCGGUAAGUUUAUGACCAGUUCAAGAACAAUGUCGACAUCAUUAAUAGUAUUUUAAGAAUUGGGACGUGAUAAUGAUCACACGAAUUAUCCAGAUUAUUUCAAACCGAAAUAACGAGUAUUUUAGCAAAAUUAAUGCUUUUUUAUCUCAAAUAAAUUUCUACUGCCAGUAGUUAAAAUUCAACGUUUAAAAACGUUUAAAAAUUUAUGAUUUAUAAUGCCACGCAGUCGUUUGGAUGCUGUUUAUAGAAGUAUUCUUCUCACUAAAUUUUUUACGAAAGGCUGGGGUAGUCCUCAAAAUUUGAAAAGAAUAUUUGAAUUUAGAAGACUUCUUGCUAAUAGAGACACAUGUUAUAAACUUAUACCUCGUGAUUAUCCAAUCAAUAUAACUAAGGAUGAAGAAUGGUCAGAUUGUCAUAUAAUAGAAGGUUGUUUUGAAAGUCCAUUCAAUAAACAUCUUCCUCAAAUAAUGCCUUAUGAGACAAUAACUGCAAAUUUUCAAUUAGUCCUACCAAGAAAAUGGUACUCUCAUAAAAUAAAGCCUAUUUGUUUACAUCUUGCAGGUACUGGAGAUCAUUUUUUUUGGCGGAGAAGAAAUUUAAUUGCCAAACCUCUAUUAAAAGAAUCAGGAAUUGCAUCUCUAUUAUUAGAAAAUCCAUUUUAUGGUACAAGAAAACCACAGAAUCAAAUACGCUCUUGUUUACAUAAUGUCUGUGAUAUCUUUGUUAUGGGAGGAUGUUUAAUAAUGGAAUCAAUUGUUUUAUUAAAUUGGUGUGAACAGCAGGGAUUUGGACCUUUAGGACUCACAGGCUUAUCAAUGGGUGGACAUAUGGCUUCUUUAGCAGCAACUAAUUGGCCAAAACCAAUACCAUUAAUCCCUUGUCUUUCUUGGUCAACAGCAUCACCAGUAUUUACUCAAGGAGUAAUGAGUGCUUCGAUUAACUGGACACUUUUAGAAAAUCAAUAUUUUGCAAAUGAACUGUAUCAAAAUGAUCUCGCUAAAAUGGUAAAAAUCAUAGGUAAAGAAGAUGCGUUUUUAGCUGGACAACAUUUUGCACAGCAUUAUCCUUCAAGCAUGAAAAGAGUUAAUGAAUUAAAGAAAAUGACUGAAAAUGUUACUAAAAAAGUAAAUACUAUAACUGCCUCUGAAACUGUGAUUAAUAAUAGAGAUUAUGAUGAACAAAAUAAAGACAAUACUUUAAAAAAUGAAAUUGCUGAAGAAAAAGCAGCAAGAAUAUUUCCUUUAAAUAUAUUAUCUAACAAAUUUAAAUUAAAAGAUUCAAGUACACAUAAAGGUAUAUGUUUGUUACCAGUUCCAAGACAUCCAUUGUUUUCGGACUGUAAAUGGCGUGAACGAGAAGCAUUACAAUUUAUGUGUGGAAUAAUGGAUGAAUGUACGCACUUAAAAAAUUUUGAAGUACCUGUUGAUACCGAAUUGAUUAUUGCUGUCUGCGCAAGAAAUGAUGCAUACGUACCACGAGAUGAUUGUAUGAGUUUGGAUAAAAUUUGGCCAGGAGCAGAAAUUCGGUAUAUAGAUGCUGGACAUGUAUCCGCGUAUCUUCUCCAUCAGAAAGUAUUUAGAUCUACUAUAGUAGAGGCAUUUGAACGAUCACUGAAGAAAUAUCCUUUACAUAUUAGCUGAUGUAUAAUAUUAUCUAAAUUAACUAAAGUUAGUGUAAAAAGAUUCUACAAGUUAUUUUUAAAGUGUAAUUUCGUGUUCAUUCGCGACAUUAUAUUAAGGUAAAUUAUAUAUUUAAAUCAUUUUUUAGAUAUUUUACAAUUUUUAUUAUUUUUUAAUUGAAACAAAUUGAUAUAAAUAAGAGUUGAUCAUGUGUACAGAUUUAAGUCUCUAUACAUACUGUAAGAAAUGUUUAUUAUAAUAAAAUAUAUUUUAUGAAGUACGAAUAAAUUAUAAUAUAUUUGUAUACAAAAA